This is a messenger RNA of Emiliania huxleyi CCMP1516, 1521 nucleotides long. RefSeq lists its product as hypothetical. The transcript has a single exon. Gene Ontology annotation, cellular component: precatalytic spliceosome; U2 snRNP; catalytic step 2 spliceosome. The coding region runs from base 10 to 1116 and encodes 368 amino acids. Gene Ontology annotation, molecular function: RNA binding. Lineage: Eukaryota; Haptophyta; Isochrysidales; Noelaerhabdaceae. The record is from RefSeq and is a predicted model, not a curated record. Gene Ontology annotation, biological process: mRNA splicing, via spliceosome.
CCCGACGCCAUGAACCGCGUCAAGGAGGUGGAGCGCAUCAACCGGCGCGAGGUCGAGACGCAGCUCGCGAGCAACACGCGCGGCGACGCCGGCAGCUGGGACGUCUCCAAGUCGUGGCACGCGACGUACUCGGACUCGGCGUACGUCUACGUCGGCGGGCUGCCGUACGAGCUCUCCGAGGGCGACGUGGCGACGGUGAUGGCGCAGUGGGGCGACAUCGUCGACGUCAACAUGCCCCGCGACAAGGGGACCGGCAAGCCCAAGGGCUUCGCCUUCAUCUGCUACGAGGACCAGCGCUCGACGGUGCUUGCGGUUGACAACUUCAACGGCGCCAAGCUGCUCGGCCGCACGGUGCGGUGCGACCACUGCCGCGACUUCCGCGAGGAGCAGGCCAAGGACCCGGACGCGAUCCCCGACCACGUCGCGCGCAAGCUGAGCGAAAAGGAGCUGGAGCAGCGGAAGCGCGAGAUCGUGGAGCGGAACGCGGAGCUCAAGGCGCACGCGGCGGAGAAGGAGCAGCGCUUCGCGGAGGCGCGCGGCACGGCGACGACCGCGGGGGAGCGUGAGGAGGCGGCCGUCCGCGCCUCGCUGCUCGGGGACAAGGAGCGCGCCGCCAACGCCAAGCGGCGAUCGCACAUCGAGGAGGUGCUGUCCCGGCGUAAGGCGGGCGCGCAGGCGGAGCUGGCGCUCGAGGCGCGCGCGCGCGCGCACGCACGCACGCACGCGCACGCCGCGCGCGCGCGCGCACGCACGCACGCGCACGCACACGCACGCACGCACGCACGCACGCGCACGCACGCACACGCGCAACCGCGCUCCACCUCCCCCUCAGGCGCGGAAGAAGGCGGAGUGGGAGGAGCGCAAGCGGCAGCGCGACGCGGACGAGGCUGCGGGACGCAGGGACCGCGACGCAGACAAACGCUCGGGCCGCGAGCACUUUGCGCCGCCGCCGCCGCCGCCACCGCGCAGGGGGGGCGGCGCGGACGCGGUGGAGGGCGGCGGCGGCGGCAGCGCGGCAGCCUUCGACAGGAUGAUGAGCGGUGGCGGCGGCGAGCGCAAGAAGAAGCGCAAGAAGGAGCGCGGCGCGGGGCUCUUCAAGCAGGCGCCGCAGGCUGAGGCGCCGGCCGAGCCGGCGGGUGGAGGCGCGGCGCCGGCGGAGCGGAAGCGGAUGGGCGAGGAGAGCAUGUCGGUGGACGAGACAAACGCGAUGCGGGAGCAGCUCGGCCUCAAGCCGCUGAGGAGCUGAACGCCGCAGGGGCGCCGGUGCGGAACCUUGGACCAAAAACGGUUGUCGAUUUUCUCUACUCCGUAUGAGUAGGUGUGCUUUCUUACAAAACUGCCCAUUGGUGGGGUCGCAGUCGCUGUCUGUGUCGCUCUUUUCGCGACAGCGACGAUGACGUGACUCGAAGGACCGCGGAACCCGGGGAGCGCCGCGGGGUCGGCGCUCGUCGUUGUGUGCGAGCGUAUGUAUAGAGCCGUAUGGGACACGAUGUCUCUCAAAUAUGAAGGGUUUUGACUCCU